Cotesia congregata is the source of this 1212-nucleotide messenger RNA. NCBI's taxonomy places the organism in Eukaryota, Metazoa, Arthropoda, Insecta, Hymenoptera, Braconidae. The record is from the annotation of a GenBank genome assembly.
AUGUGGAUGCAUUUACACCAAAAAAAAUGCCAAGAAGGCAUCAGCAGAGACUCUCAAAUCUCUGCAACCUGUUUAAUUUGUGUUAAUGCACAAAUAACUGAUGCCGCCGUACCCCGUAUUUCCAAGGAUGCCGAUACACCGCAAGACAUUCUCAAGGCAUCGGAAAAUAUUGAUCAUAAAUGUACUAACAUGACUUCUGUCCUCAAUCCUGCUCUCACUUGCCAGCCCUAUCGUGGAAUUUAUGUUAAUCACAUCUACUUUCAGUUAGCAAAUGCCUUUUUUUUAUUGUCGCAUUUAGCUCCAAGUGGAAUACACGGUGUAUUAUAUUUGAGAUGCACAUUAUUAAUUGGUUGCGCAUUUCUUGCAUUAUGGGGAUGGACAAUAGUCUGCUGGUUUGACGCCACUAUGUGGAAUGGUCUAUUUGUAGCUAUUAAUUUUGUCCACGUUUGCACAUUACUCUAUCGUUUAAGACCUAUUAAAUUUUCAAAAGAAGUUGAAGAGGUUUAUGCAGCAGUAUUUCAACCGUUAAGAGUUUCAAGGCAUCAAUUUAAAAAAGUAUUAAAUUGUAUGAAAGCCAUCAAACCUUUAAAGUAUCAACAAGUUUAUGCACAAGAAAAAUCUACUAAAGUAGAUUCUUUAUCUUUAGUACUUUCGGGAAAACUAGUUGUAUCACAAAAUGGUAGAGCACUUCACAUUGUCUUCCCUCAUCAAUUUCUUGAUUCACCUGAAUGGUUUGGAGUAUCCACUGAUGAAUUCUUUCAGGUAUCAAUAACGGCAAUGGAAGAUUCUAGAAUAUUACUUUGGCAUAGAGAUAAAUUAAAAUUGAGUAUAAUGACAGAUCAAUUUUUACAAGCAGUCUUUGAUCAUAUAUUAGGUAGAGAUGUUGUCAAAAAAUUUAUGCAAGUAAGUGAAACAAUGGCAGCGGGUACUCACCAACACCAUGGGCAAAACGGGCAAGUUGUUGGACUAGGUGGAGUUGGAAAUUUAGAAACUGAUGCAGAUACUAAAUUAUUUGUCGUUAAAAAGUCAGAUAAUCACGGAAUUACAGCACUAAUAAGUCGUCAACUUCAAGAGGAGAGAGUGCCGCUGCUGUAUACGAGCCCCGAUGUGUUGAACAACGCACUGCAUCACCUAAACCAUCUUCACGCGCCUUAUAUACUUCCCCUUUAUACCAAAACAACCAAUGACAAUUCCUCCCAAUCAGAAUCCUAA